AUGGCAAGUGAGGAAGAGAGCUUUCUUGUUUUAGUGCAUUGUUCUGGAAAAAUUAAGAGAAGCAAAAAAUAUGGUGUGAAGUUCACUGACAGAGAACCAUUGAGUGUAUUCAUCAGUUCAUUCAGCACUUUGUCAGAUGUAAAGAACAGCAUCUUGCAGAAGCUUGAGGUAUGUGGUAGCAAGUGGGUGAAGAAGCUAUUCUACAAGAUUCCCAUCUCAAUUGUCUCCACCGGUGUUAAGUAUGAUACGUUUGUGCUAGCGGCUGAUGAAGAUAUUCGGGUUCUGUUUCAUUGUGUUAGGAGUUUUCCGGAGGUCAGAAUACACGAGCUGUAUGCGAAGUUGGAGGUUGGUGUGGAGAGUUCUGGGGCAUCAGCUCCAGUUCAUAGCUCGACUGCCGCAGGCGGUGCGUCCAGUUCGAUGCCUGUGGCAGGACCAUCUGUUCCGCAGGUCGCAUCCCCUUCCUUCGCUACUGAUUUAGAUCGAACCGAGGCAGUGGGUUCUGUGCCGUUGGAGAAUCUUGGGGUCUGGCAGCAGGCAUUUGAGGUGGAUACCGGUGGUGGCAUGAUACAUGAUGUUCAAGCCUUCGGAGAACCUGAUAGAGUAGAGAAUGCAAUGCGGGACGAUGACUCUGAGGGGGAGCCUGUAGAUAUCAUUGGGGACAGUGAUGAUGACACAGGUUCCAAUCCACAUGCACAGCACGAGCCUUCAAGUUUUGGCACACAGCAGUACCCUCCACACUUCUCCACUCUAAACUUGGAGGCUCUGGGUCAACAGGCGAACGGAGGUGCUACAAUUGGCGAUUCUUCUACAGAAUUUCAGAUUGGGCAAUCAUUCCAGAAUAAAGAUGAGGCUAUUCUGAGUGUGAAGGACUAUAGCAUCCGUCGAGGUGUUGAGUACAGAGUCAUGGAAUCGGAUCAUCUGAAGUAUCAUGGAAGAUGCAAGGAGUUCGGCAAGGGUUGUACUUGGUUGAUUCGCAUAUCGCUUUGUGCACGAAAGGGCACUUGGGAGGUUAGGAGGUACAACGGUCCACACACUUGCUUGGCCACCUCUAUUUCCAGUGAUCACCGUCAGCUUGAUUACAACGUUAUCUGUGCGAGGAUUUUUCCGUUGGUUAGGGCGGAUGCUGCGGUUACGAUCAAGGUCUUGCAACAAGCAACAGAAGCCGAUUACGGGUUCAGGCCUAGUUAUAGGAAGGUUUGGACCGACAGUCAUUCCUGA
Molecule: messenger RNA, 1218 nt
Organism: Arachis ipaensis
Lineage: Eukaryota; Viridiplantae; Streptophyta; Magnoliopsida; Fabales; Fabaceae
Source: RefSeq, a predicted model, not a curated record